CCGGAGUGACCCGGACGUGUUACCGGGCCUGUUUUCUGCCUGCAGCCUCCUUCCUGCAGCCCGGUUGAGGAAGUGGAUUUCGCUGACAGGGCUGGGUUUAGUCAGGGAGAGGCGACGAAAACGUCUUCUCUGGGGGUCCAGAAGCACAAAAAAAGUCCCGGGGAGCGAUUUGUUUGAGGCUAAAGUGUGCAGCCGUUGGUGAACCGUUGCUCCUCUACCCGGCUCGGACCGCCGCAGACAUGAAUGACCAGCAGCUGGACUGUGCCCUGGACCUGAUGAGGCGCCUGCCUCCCCAGCAGAUCGAAAAAAAUCUCAGUGACCUAAUUGACCUGGUACCCAGUUUGUGUGAGGACCUUCUCUCCUCUGUGGACCAGCCACUGAAGAUCGCCCGGGACAAAGUGGUUGGGAAAGACUAUCUGCUCUGUGAUUACAACAGAGAUGGCGACUCCUACAGAUCUCCAUGGAGUAAUAAGUAUGAACCUCCUAUUGAGGACGGUGCAAUGCCUUCAGCACGCCUGCGGAAACUUGAGGUGGAAGCCAAUAAUGCCUUCGAUCAGUACAGAGACCUGUACUUUGAGGGUGGUGUGUCCUCGGUUUACCUGUGGGACUUGGAUCACGGCUUUGCUGGUGUUAUUCUCAUUAAGAAGGCUGGGGAUGGAUCCAAGAAGAUCAAAGGAUGCUGGGACUCUAUCCAUGUGGUGGAGGUGCAGGAGAAGUCCAGCGGUCGUACUGCUCACUAUAAACUUACCUCCACUGUCAUGCUGUGGCUCCAGACAACUAAGACCGGCUCCGGUACCAUGAACUUGGGAGGCAGUCUUACAAGACAGAUGGAAAAAGAUGAACCAGUUGGAGAGUCCUCACCACACAUUGCCAACAUUGGCCGCCUUGUUGAGGACAUGGAGAACAAGAUUCGCUCCACACUGAAUGAAAUCUACUUUGGGAAGACAAAGGACAUCGUCAACGGCUUAAGAUCUAUUGAGUCUUUGCCUGAUAACCAAAAGUACCGGCAGCUCCAGAGGGAGCUGUCACAGGUCCUCACCCAGCGUCAGAUCUUCAUUGACUAGGGUCAGAGGAGUGUUCAGAUGCUGGCUGAUAAAUCACAGCAGGAGGCUUUCAAGAAAGACCUGAUGUCUGUGCUGAGACAGAAACAGCACAACUAGAUAUGCUCACUUUCAUUCUUCUCUCUCCCUUGCUCUUUCUCACUCUUGCCUCAUUUCUGCCAUCUUUUCUCUUUCUUUCCAUCUCUCUGCACUAAAGUGCUUCACUCGUGUUUAUUUGUGGAAAUGAAAAAAGGAGAAAAUGCUCAGCUUUUUGUCUUUAUUUUUUGUCAUUUUCCGUUUUGAUGCAUCCCAUCUGCCAUGAAGCCAUUCUCUCUCUCUCUCUCCCCGUCACCCCUCUUCUCUCUCUUCAUGUUAUGAAUAUGCCGAUAAUAUUACGACAGUCAAUGCUAAUCCUGCAGUGAGGGUCAUUUUACUCUUAAUCCCUGAUGUUCUCAGAGCUGACAUGAGCGACAUCGACCCUGCUCUCCUCUGUGACGAGGAAACGGACAGACUGCUGUAGGCGGCGUAGACUCUGCGAGGCUGUCGUUGUGUACAUCAGAAUUAUUUCUUGCACCUGUUUUGUCUGUGCCACACCCUGUAUGAAAUCAUAACUGUCAGUGUAAGUCUAGUUUCUCUGGUGAGAACACGAGCACAGCGCCGGGUUUGUGUUUGGAGUCUGUCCAUGUGCAUGUGAUCCUGUGGGAGCAUGGAGCUACAGUGGAUGUAGACGUAUCAAACAUGGGGAUGGACUGUUCUCUUCACUGGGUGCACCCACAUCACCCCGACGCCCUACACUGUGUAUAACCUGACAGGCCGCCUCCCCUCUGUUCAACUAUCACAACUCUUCUCACAGACUCUUUGCUGGGGGCACUGUUUGUCUUUGCGUCUCAAUGGAAACUUUUUGUUUUGGAGGGGACUCUUCUGUUGUGUUUUGUUUUUAUUUUGUAAAGCUUAUGAUUCAUAUUGUAUUAAAGCCUCCAACAAUUUAAAAAAAAU
Thalassophryne amazonica is the source of this 2036-nucleotide messenger RNA. RefSeq names its product capping actin protein of muscle Z-line subunit beta (gene capzb). The coding region runs from base 240 to 1064 and encodes 274 amino acids. The transcript has 10 exons. Gene Ontology annotation, molecular function: actin filament binding. Gene Ontology annotation, cellular component: F-actin capping protein complex; cytoplasm. The record is from RefSeq and is a predicted model, not a curated record. Gene Ontology annotation, biological process: barbed-end actin filament capping; regulation of lamellipodium assembly; negative regulation of filopodium assembly. Lineage: Eukaryota; Metazoa; Chordata; Actinopteri; Batrachoidiformes; Batrachoididae.